Molecule: messenger RNA, 5110 nt
Organism: Hippoglossus stenolepis (Pacific halibut)
Lineage: Eukaryota; Metazoa; Chordata; Actinopteri; Pleuronectiformes; Pleuronectidae
Gene: ngef
Product: neuronal guanine nucleotide exchange factor
Exons: 15
Coding region: 323-2677 (784 amino acids)
Biological process (GO): activation of GTPase activity
Molecular function (GO): guanyl-nucleotide exchange factor activity; protein binding
Source: RefSeq, a predicted model, not a curated record
UCAUAAAUACAAUAAUUACAGCUUGGGCAGAAAUAAACGACGCACUCUCCUAGUUCCACAGGCUGCCUCCGUAGCUAACAACACUACUGUCCCACUGACAGAAGGGAGAGAGAGCACAAGGACCACCUGUUCUCUGAGUUGUUGUUUGUACUGUAUUGUACUGGGAUUUAUUUUUCUACAAAUUGUUUCUAUUUCGAAGCAUGGAUUUGCUCCUGGAUUUUGGCUAAUUAUGACAGAUUUCCUUCUCCUAGUUUUCUCAAAGCCAAACAGGAUUUUCUUGACUCAUUUCACUCGUGAGAGAAAUUAGUGGGAAUCUUUUACCAUGUCUGUGACUGCCCUGUUUAGGGGCAAGUGGGGCCAGAAGACACAAGAAACCCCAGUGAAGCCUCCAACUGCUGCGGUUCAACCCCGGCACGAGGAGGAUGUUGACGAGGAUGAUACCAAAGCUGGUUUCAGCAAAGAGCCUAUUCGCAGGAACUCACGCUUUUACCGGUCAAUGAGGAAAAAGAGGCUGGUCUCAUCUGAGCAGUCUGAAAGUUCUACCAGACCUGGACCAGACCACAGUCCAUCCAACAGAGCAGGAGUUUCCCACUCUAAUUCUCCUUUACCCCACAAAUCACCUUUGUUGCCCGGGGCUAGACGCCUUCCACCAUCACCAAAGCUCCACGAUACCAGAACUGUGUUGCCAAGCAAUGGUGAGGCCAGCAGCAGACAUGCUCUGUACAACAAGGAUGCUGUGGAUAAGAGAAGAGGAGGUGUGGGUGGAGGGAGUGUGGACACAUCGGCUGCCUCCAACAGCCAGCAUAGAGACUUUGCAGAUGACAGGAUCACUUACCGGACUCACAGCAUUCAUAGUGGAGACAUAAAAAAGCUGUCGGAGCAAACGGCUGCAGCUUGCACUGUACAGGAGGUCAGAGGGAUAGCCAUGAGCUCACAACAGCCCAGUUCUGACGGAGCAGACCGGGAUCACUUCAACCGCAGGUUGCUGAGCAAUGGAGAAAGCUCACAGACAAUCUGCCACAGCAUCAACAUCAUCAAAAACAUUGCCUUCUUGUACCAGGAGUACCGGGAUACAUCAAAGCAGCAGGAGAUUGAGCAGCGGCGGCAGCGCGACAACCUCUCCCCUGGGAUCUGGACAGGGACUAUGGUGGCAGAGCCCGGUGUCGUGUCCCCCCCAGCGUUACAUCUGCAGCUGAGAAACAGUGAUCGCUCACUGAGCUUGUGGCAGAAUCUGGAAGCUGUGCAGGCCAGUGGGAUGCUCAGCCAGUUACAGCAGAAAGAAAUCAUAAUGCAAGAGGCCAUGUUUGAGCUUAUCACAUCAGAGGCAUCCUACUACAAGAGUUUGGAGAUUUUAGAGGCUCACUUCCUACGUAACCCUGUUUUAUUCAACACUCUCAGCCAAUCCGACAUGCAUUUUCUCUUCUCCAACAUUGAGGAGGUCAUGAAAGCCAGUGAAAGGUUCCUCAUGGAUCUUGAGCACCGAAUCGAGAAGUCCAUUUUCAUUUCUGAUGUGUGCGACAUUGUUUACCACCAUGCUGUGGAACACUUCAGUGUCUUCAUCAAAUACGUUAUCAACCAAGUAUACCAGGAGAAGAACUACAGACGUAUUUUAGAGGGGAACCAGGCUUUUCGGGAGACCAUGGCUGCACUGGAGAAUCAUUCUUGUGUCAGAGGCCUGUCCUUUACGUCAUUCCUCAUCCUUCCAUUCCAGAGGAUCACAAGGCUCAAGCUGCUUGUUCAGAAUAUCCUGAAGAAAGCUGAGGAAAACUCAGACAGGGAAGCAAAUGCUAUAAUAGCACAUCAGCAGCUGGAGCAGAUUGUGAAAGAGUGUAACGAGGGAGUCAGAAAAAUGAGUCGUACCGAGGAUCUUAUUAGGAUAGAGAAAACACUGGAGUUUAAAUCCAAGUCUGUGCCCAUCAUUUCUCACUCACGCUGGUUGCUAAAGAAGGGUGAAGUGCAGCUAAUGGCUGGACCAAAGAGCACUCGGACCAUGCGGAGUCGUAAACUCUACCAACCGGUCUACUUAUUUCUUUUUAACAAUCUGCUGCUGGUAACCAAGCCCAGCUCCAGUGGGGACAAGUUCCAGGUUCUCGACUCGUGCACACGGGCCAUGUUGAGGACUGAGGAUCUGGACGACCAGGGCCAGCUGCUGGCCAGUGUCUUUAAUCUUAAGCUACUGGAGAACCAAGAGGAUCGUCAAGUCAACUACAUGCUCAAGACGGCCAGUAUGAGUGACAAGCUGCGAUGGAUUUGCGCUCUCACUCCAAACCGGCGCACGCGCUUUAUGUCUACCAACGCCCACCAACCAGACUCUCCACAGGUGCAGUGUAUUCAGUCAUACUCAUCUCAGGAGCCAGAUGAACUCUCCAUUGAGAUGGCUGAUGUUUUGAACCUCCUAGAGAGAACAGAUGAUGGCUGGAUGUUGGGUGAAAGGCUCCAUGAUGGUGAAAGGGGCUGGUUCCCUGGCCGAUUAGUAGAGGAGAUCCAGAGCAAGGAGGUCCGAGCUCAGAACCUGAGAGAGGCCUUUAGGAUCCAACAAGCCCAAGAAGGUGGAGGAGGAGGACCGCAAACUGGAGCCAGGGUUGGUGUGAGGGCAGGGAGACGCACCCAUAAGGUGUCCAGCUUCUCCAGUCCUCGGAUUGAUCAAAUGGGGGAAAGCAGUGAAGUAAAGCAGUGAAUCAGUAACAGCGAUGAAUGUCACCAUUCAGGACCAUAUGCAUGAAAAGUAAAAUGAUCAGGAGACAUGUGACUUAAUUCCCACACAAUGACACCUUGUCCUUUGAUUUUCAUUGAGCAGUGGAUGGAGAAAUCCAGAGAUGAUUAAAGUGCUUGAGUCAGUAACCUUGAACAUGUGAUGCUGCAUGUUUCAUAUAAAUGUGUAGUAAAUGUGUAUUGUACGCCCACACACCAUGGUGUGUAAUGCAUGGCACAAAGCUCUAUGUAUGGUAGAGAGCUUUGUGUGGAAAUGACCCCUAACAGUCUAAAGGUACUGCUGCAUGGACAAUUUUUGAAACUUUUAGUGUUCAUUACAUUGUAAAAUACCCAUACACAUUACAUUUCUAAUGGCCCUGAUAGCUCAAUGCACUGCAACUUAAGAAAGCAUAUGCAGUGAAUUAAAGCAAAGGACCUUCAUCAAUUGCCAAACAUGUGCAGCUUUCAUCUGGAUCUUCUGCUCUUAAAACCAGAAGUUAAAGCAAAGCAAACUACUCUGACUGGUCAUUCGAUACUCACACUUUUGGUAUCAUCUACAGACAAUGCUGAUAAAACGUUUUUUAAAGAAAUGUCAAACCAGAUAAAAUUACACAUUUUCAAAUGUGUCUUUAAUUUCAACUUGACAGAAAUGCUUAUUCAUCUCAAUUGGCUGAAGCGCUUGUAACUGAACUUGCUCCAAGCUUCGCUAAUCAAAAUACCACAUGAUGUGAUUUUUUUUUCAGCAUUUUAUAACCAACAUUUUGAAUGUUGCAAGUAUUUUGAGUUUAAACAUACAAAACAUAUCCCAGUUUUGUAUGUUUCAUUGAAGGUCUCCAGAAAAUGUCUCCAUACACAUGAUUUCCAUCUUCUCUGGGGUCACAAAGGCCCAACUUACUGACAAGCUGCUUGAACUGUGAUUAUUGCCAUGAUUAUCAUUUGCUGGUGUUUUGACUAUUUGCCUGAGUGCAGUGCAUUGUGCUUUCAGGGUCACCAUACAAAUAUCUAACACAAAUUAAGACAAAGAUUAAUGUUGCAUCCAAAUCACUGAUGGUGAUUUAAAGGUCUGUGUCUAUAAAUAUUAAUGUAAUGAGUCAGAGUGGCACUCCAUCCAAAAUGUAUCUUGAGUAUGAAACACUGACUAUAGCCAGCCUUCAGUGCUGGCUGUAAAAGAAGCCGAGUGAUCAGCUUGUCUUCACAACAGUGUCAAGACAUCCAUGCAAAGACACGCACACACACAAAUUGAACACAAAUGUUUCUGCAUUUUAAGAAAAAUACAAUGUUGGCUGCAACCUAAGUCACACAACAAGAGGUUAGAAGAACACACACAGCAGGGCCAUAUAGUCACUCAUCUGCCUGCUUCAAUUGGUGUAUUUAACAAUUCAAUUUAUUUUACAUCUAUGCUUCUGCAACAGUGCGACAGUAACUUCAUGAACAAUAAGCAGGGCAGAGGAAACUUAAAUGAAUAUGCAUAUGACUAUGAUCCACAACAAGCAUCUUUGCACAUUUCCAGACCCAUAUUUGACCUGCUGCAUCCUUGCUAAUGCUACUGGGACCAGGUUCAACGGUGGGUGACUAUGGUUAAAAAAACUUUUCCAACUUUGGUAGCUUGACUCGUGUUUCUCAUUUCACUAAACAGAUCUCUGGCUUUAUCAAAUAGUAGAUAUAUAAAAGAAAAAAGGAAGUGGUCUAAUAACCUAACUGAUUUAUUUGACAACUUAUUUAGAGAAAGUGGAAUCCUGGAUUCCCCCCAUCAAUCUGCAUCCACACCAAAAUGUAAUGGGUUCCUCCCAGGCCAAGGGCCCAUCCCUUCACCAACAUUGGCAGAAAUUGGUUUAAUAGUUUUUGUGUAAUUCUGCUAAUGAAAUACUCUACCAAGCAAACAAACAAAUCUUACAGACAGACAAGAGUGAAGACAUAAACUCAUGGCAGAGGUAAUAACUGCCAUAUGAUGAAGGAGACACUAGACACAUUGGACUACAGUAUUUCCCAGUUAUUGUUCCCACAAGACCGUCUGAAGCUCUAAUGCUAAGAGCAACAGUCGUCUUCUCAGCCUACAGUGUUUGAUACUCAAGAGAGACAAAAUCACUUUGAAAUGAUCGGUUAACAAAAGCACACACACACACACAAACACACACGCGCACAGAUGCAGACACACACACACACACACACACACACACACACACACACACACACACACACACACACAUUGCAAUUUAAUGCCAAAUAACUGCAAUAUAUCACAAAUGCAUUGAAUGUAUUAACACUAACAACAACUAUGGAUCAUUGCAAUUGUAAAGCCUGUGUGUCUUUAAAUAAUGUGUGUACAGUACAGCAAACAUUUAAUGUUUAAAGUAAUAAUUACUAAAUAAUUAUUUCAUUUUGUAAGAUGUAAAUUAUUGUUCAUAAAAAAGCACUGAUC